Cricetulus griseus (Chinese hamster) is the source of this 3618-nucleotide messenger RNA. The record is from RefSeq and is a predicted model, not a curated record. Lineage: Eukaryota; Metazoa; Chordata; Mammalia; Rodentia; Cricetidae.
GUGUGACGGGAGAUCUCUUCGGCUCCGCCGAGGGCCGCGCCGCGUCGAACGUCACGCCUUCGCGCCGAGGCCCCGCCCCGGGUGAGGUAAAAUGGCCGCAGCCUUGGCGGCGAGUGGAAUGCUUCCCACAGCGGGCAUUCUAAUUGAUUAGGUUUCUGAUAUCCAGAUCUGUUCCUAAGACGUAAAUUGACAAGACCACAUUUCUGUGCAAACAUUGAGGAGCUAGUUGGCAACAUGAAGGUCUUCUGCGGUCGUGCCAAUCCAACCACAGGAUCCCUGGAAUGGCUGGAGGAGGAUGAACACUAUGAUUACCAUCAGGAAAUUGCCAGGUCAUCCUAUGCGGAUAUGCUACAUGACAAAGACAGAAAUAUAAAAUAUUACCAGGGUAUCCGGGCAGCUGUGAGUAGGGUGAAAGACAGAGGACAGAAGGCCUUGGUUCUUGACAUCGGCACGGGCACAGGUCUCUUGUCGAUGAUGGCAGUUACUGCAGGUGCUGACUUCUGCUAUGCUAUUGAGGUUUUUAAGCCAAUGGCUGAUGCUGCUGUGAAGAUUGUGGAGAAAAAUGGCUUCAGUGAUAAGAUUAAAGUUAUUAACAAACAUUCCACUGAGGUGACGGUUGGACCAGAUGGUGACUUGCCAUGUCGUGCUAACAUCCUGGUCACAGAGCUGUUUGACACGGAACUGAUUGGGGAGGGGGCACUGCCCUCUUAUGAGCAUGCGCAUAGACAUCUUGUGCAGGAAAAUUGUGAAGCAGUGCCUCACAAAGCAACUGUCUAUGCCCAGCUGGUGGAGUCCAGAAGGAUGUGGUCAUGGAACAAGCUGUUUCCUGUCCAUGUUCAGACCAGUCUUGGAGAGCAGGUUAUCGUCCCUCCCUCAGAACUGGAGAGGUGUCCUGGUGCACCUUCAGUCUAUGACAUUCAGCUGAAUCAGGUGCCAUCUACUGACUUCACUGCCCUCAGUGAUGUACUACCAAUGUUCAGUGUGGACUUCAGCAAGCAAGUCAGUAGCUCAGCAGCCUGCCAUAGCAAGCAGUUUGUACCUCUGGCAUCUGGCCAAGCACAGGUGGUUCUGUCCUGGUGGGACAUUGAAAUGGACCCUGAGGGGAAGAUCACAUGUACCAUGGCACCCUUUUGGGCACAGACAAACCCACAGGAGCUUCAGUGGCGGGACCACUGGAUGCAGUGUGUAUACUUCUUGCCACAGGAGGAGCCCGUUGUUCAGGGCUCACCCCGAUGCCUGGUAGCCCACCAUGACGACUACUGUGUGUGGUACAGCCUUCAGAGGACCAGCGCUGAUGAGAAUGAGGAAGUUUACCAAGUGCGCCCUGUGUGUGAUUGUCAGGCUCACUUGCUCUGGAAUCGGCCUCGGUUUGGAGAGAUUAAUGAUCAGGACAGAACUGAUCAGUAUGCCCAAGCCCUGAGGACUGUGCUGAUGCCAGGCACCAUCUGUCUUUGUGUCAGUGAUGGCAGUCUGCUCUCUCUGCUGGCCCAUCACCUUGGGGCGGAGCAGGUGUUUACAGUUGAGAGUUCGGCAGCUUCCUAUAGACUGAUGAAAAGGAUCUUCAAGGCUAACCACUUGGAAGAUAAAGUUAGUAUCAUCAAGAAACGGCCUGAGUUGUUAACAUCUGCAGACCUGGAGGGUAAGAAGGUCUCCCUCCUCCUGGGUGAACCCUUCUUCGCCACCAGCCUGCUGCCAUGGCACAACCUAUACUUCUGGUAUGUCCGUACUUCUGUGGACCAGCACCUGGAACCUGGAGCUGUGGUGAUGCCCCAGGCUGCUUCACUGUAUGCUAUGAUCGUGGAGUUCAGGGAUUUGUGGCGGAUCCGGAGCCCUUGUGGUGACUGCGAAGGUUUUGACGUGCACAUCAUGGAUGAUAUGAUUAAGCACUCCCUGGAUUUUCGAGAGAGCAGAGAGGCAGAACCCCACCCAUUGUGGGAGUACCCCUGCCGCAGCCUUUCUGAGCCUCAGCAGAUUCUGACCUUUGAUUUCCAGCAGCCUGUGCCCCAGAAGCCUGUGCGUGCUGAGGGCUCCAUGGAACUGAGAAGACCUGGGAAGAGCCAUGGUGCUGUCCUGUGGAUGGAAUAUCAUCUGACUCCAGACAGCACAGUCAGCACCGGCCUCAUGAACCCUUUGGAAGACAAGGGGGACUGCUGCUGGAACCCCCACUGCAAGCAAGCUGUGUACUUCCUCAGCACCACAGUGGAUCCCAGAGUGCCUCUGGAUGGCCCUCAGUCUGUCAGCUAUGCUGUGGAGUUUCAUCCCCUCACUGGAGACAUCACCAUGGAGUUUAGGCUUGCAGACACCUUGAACUAAUUCCCUCAUUGAGAAAUUAAAUGGCCAAUAGGCUGCAGACUCUGAAUGGCUUGGGGCUCAAUGGGGAAAGAAGGCCAAGAACUUCUUUUCAUGCACCUACUUGGCAUCUGCACAGAGGAGACCUCUUAUUUUUGUGUCUUAGUGCUGCUGGCUUGCAGCAUCAGGUGUGGCAGGCAGCAUGGGCUGGUGACUGAUUCAAGAGUUCUGAAGCAACCAGGGAGAAUGGUUUGUGGUUCUGAGAGUUCAGAAAGCUCUGGUAUAGUGAUGCUUCCUGUCCUAUCUGGAGGACAACUGAGGAAGAACCUUCACUGGGACUAAGCCCUCUUAGCUGGAACCUACCCAGCCUGUCUGCUUUCUAGGAAUCUCUAGGUCUCUGCUUAGAGAAUGGCCUUCUAGGAACUUCCUUGGGCCUUCGUGAUCCUGGUAAGACCUGGGUUAGAGGACUAGGCCACAUCCAUAAACAUUUGGGUAUCUUGCCUCAGUGCAUACCAGCAGGUGGCCUCAUAAGCCAUGAGACUUGGACACCAGGGUGCUGCUCACAGAUUAGGGAAGAGGCCAUCCUCAAGCAGUUCCCUGUGCCACUGGAAAGAAAACUAGGAAAGUGGCCUUUUCCUGUAUUUAUCGGAUGGCCCUUGCUCUGAUGGCCUAUCCUUGCUGAAGCAGAAAGUGCAGAGAUUCCCCAGUUGGCUACAGCCUUGUCCCACCUCUGCCACUUCUCUCCCAUACUCUUUCUAAUGACCUCUCAGUUCUGAAAGGAUUUGGGAGGGAUCCAGUAGUAAAACCUAGGUGGCUAAAUCCCUUGCAUUUCAGGGCAGACAUGGACUAUGUCCCCAUAGUCAUUCCCCAAAUCCCAUAGGCUGGUAUCAACUCUGGAAAUCCAUAGGUCCUUUCCCAGUUUGUUGAGCAAAUAAGUACAGAACCAGAAUGCCAGCCUUGAGCCUCACAGUUUUAUUUUCUCGUCAUUCUUCAUCCUUCCUUUCAGCACCAUAAAGGAAAAAUCCACCUCUUUUCAACAUUUUCAUUUUAAUCAGGCAUAAAGAUUUGUUUUUCUUCUUGGGAAGAAUCGUCUGGAUAUAUAUUUGAUAAUGUUUUACCAAAACCUUAGGUAUCUUACCAUAUAAAACCCCUAAUGUCCCAUGAGGAUACAAUACAGAAAUUAAAAAAGUUUCUUCUUUUUUUUUUUAAAACAGUAUUUCUAAAUCUGAGCAAGUUAAUACAAUAGUUAAAAAGCAUCAAGGUUAAUAUUCAUACUUAAAACUCCAGGUGGUUUUGGACAAAUAAAGAUGAACGAAUGGUCCUUCCUAA